Molecule: messenger RNA, 351 nt
Organism: Vanderwaltozyma polyspora DSM 70294
Lineage: Eukaryota; Fungi; Ascomycota; Saccharomycetes; Saccharomycetales; Saccharomycetaceae
Gene: RFA3
Product: Rfa3p
Exons: 1
Coding region: 1-351 (116 amino acids)
Biological process (GO): DNA repair; DNA replication; DNA recombination
Cellular component (GO): nucleus
Molecular function (GO): DNA binding
Source: RefSeq, a predicted model, not a curated record
AUGGCUAGUGAAACCCCAAGAUUAGAUCCUCGUGAAAUUGCAGAAAAUGUAUCACCAGUAUUCAGACUAAUUGCUCAAGUCAAAUCUCAACCUAGUGAGUCUUCUUUGGUUUUAAGUUCACCAUCUGAAGGAGGUGAAAUGAUUACUUUGAGCAACGUAAGAGUAUCUAUGAAUAGAGAGUUCGAUACAGAUGCUUGGUACGAAUUUGUUUGCAGAUCAAGCGAUAGUGGUGAAGUCGGUUUUUUAGUACUAGAUGCUGUUCCAUGCAUUCUAGAAGAGAAUGAACAGAUUAGUAUUGAUGGUAUAGUAGCAUUACAACAAUUGACCAAAAAAUUCCCUGAAAUAUAUUAA